This is a messenger RNA of Rotaria sordida, 1665 nucleotides long. Lineage: Eukaryota; Metazoa; Rotifera; Eurotatoria; Philodinida; Philodinidae. The record is from the annotation of a GenBank genome assembly.
AUGAUUCGACAUAAAAUUUUAUUAACUAUUCUUUUUGGAACUAUAUUUCAAAUAUUUUUUUCAACAACAAAUACACUUUCACUAUAUGAAGCAAAAAUAAAUGAAUCAACAUUAAAUUAUCAAAAAAAUAAAUGUGAAUUAGCAUCAAUUGAUCAAUUUCCAUCAUUAUUUUUUACAGAUGAACAACGUCGUAACGGCGGUGUUCUACUUCAUAUUGUACUUAUACUCUAUUCAUUUGCUGCUAUUGAAAUUGUUUGUGAUGAUUAUUUUGCAUCGGCUUUAGAAAAAAUAAGUUAUAAUUUAAAUUUAACUCCGGAUGUUGCCGGAGCUACUUUUAUGGCAUUAGCAACAUCAGCUUCGGAAUUUUUUACAUCCAUAGUUGGUGUUUUCUUCGUCAAAUCGGAUAUUGCUCUGGGCACUAUUCUCGGCUCAGCUGUUUUCAAUGUUCUUUUUGUUAUUGCUUUAUGUGCACUUAUUUCAACAACAGUAUGUGAAUUAGAUUCAUAUCCAAUUGUACGCGAUGGUGGAUUUUAUUGUAUUGCCGUUGUUGUUCUAUUUAUAAUAAUAUAUGAUCAACGUGUUUAUUGGUAUGAAGCAUUUGCACUUGUUAUAUUGUAUUUAAUUUAUGUGGCUAUAUUAAAAUUUAAUGAUCGUUUAUCACGUUUAAUACAUGGAAAUUCAUCAAAUCAAACACAUCGAAAAUCUAGUGGACGUCAUUCUGAACAAUUACAAACAUUAAAUGAUAAUGUUGAAUUAGAACAAAAUAUAACAACACGUGCACGAUCAGUUUCAGAAUCUGUUGCAAUGAAUACAACAUCAAUUAGUAAUCAUUAUAGAAAACGACGUUCAACAUUUAAACCAUGUCGAAAACGUCUUAAAGAUACAUUAGAUAAUCAUCAAAUAGUUGCUAAUGCAACAGAAAUAUUUGAUCCACUUAAAUUACCAACAAAAAAAUAUAAAAUAAUUAAAUGGAUUCUUAUGUAUCCAGUUCGUUUACUUAUGCAUAUAACAAUACCAGAUUGUCGAAAAGAAGUUUUUCAUAAUUAUUAUAUGCUUACAUUUGUCAUGUCAACUAUUUGGGUUGCUGGCCUUGCUUAUUUUCUUGUAUGGCUUGUUGUCAUUGUUGGAUCAACUUUAAAUAUUCGAGAUAGUAUUAUGGGUUUAACAAUAUUAGCUGUUGGUUCAUCAAUUGAAGAAAUUUUUUCAGCUAUUGUUAUGACACGACGUGGUCAUCCAGAAAUGGCUAUUGCUGGUUCAAUUGGUUCAAAUGUAUUUGAUAUUUUAAUGGGUUUAGGUAUACCAUGGUUAUUUCGUAAUUUAAUGAGAUUUACUUAUCAAUCAACACCAUAUGAAACUGUACCAUUUAUGAGUGAUCCAAAUUUAGCUGUCUUAUCAUCAAGUUCAUCAAAUGAUGGUAGUUUAACAACAAUAAAUACAAAUAUUCCUUAUUAUGUUGAAAUUCAUUCACGAGGAUUAGUUUAUUCAACAAUUAUUCUUUUUAUUGCAAUUGUUACAUUUUUAAUAACAUUCUUUAUAAAUCGAUGUCGUUUAACAAAAUUCUAUGGAAUUUUUCUUAUUAUUAGUUGGUUGUCUGUCAUAACAUUAAUGUGUCUAUUUGAAUUGAAUAUAUUUGGUCGCUUCCAUGCUGAACCAUGUCAAAAAUGA